AUGGAGAGAAUAUUUGAGGUCGUUCUACAGUUAGAAGUGGAUCGUUCUCAUCCACUUAUGGGAAAAUGGGGAGAUCUUCCACAUUCAACUCCCUUAGAGCUCGCCAUCAAAGUCCAUUUUGGAUGGGAAACACUACUUCAGCAUGGUGCUUUGGUUAUUGAAUCAUCUAUUGAAGCUCUUGAAGCAGAUCGUCCAUCAUAUUUUGCCUUGUCUGAUGACAGCUUUGCUACUGUUCAUGGGAUUUAUGAUAUCAAGUAUGGUGAUUCCAGUUUGAAGUUUCCAACCUCUUUUCAUUUGGCGGUUGAGAACGGACAGUUAGAUACUGCCAAGUUUUUACAACGCCAGGGAGCAGAUAUCAAUCAGUCUGACAUAUUAGGCGUCACACCACUUCAUUUCGCCACUAGCAAAGACCUCAACAUGAUGGAAUAUCUACUUCAGUCUCCUAAACAACGCCAUUCAUUUUUCACCAAGACCAGUAAGGGAUGGGCCACACUGAUGGCAGCAGCAAGGCUUGGGUCAAGUGACGUGUUCAGAUUUGUUUUGCGGAACUCAGAUCUAUCUAUCAUACUAUGUCAGGACAAAGCUGGUUUCAAUUGUCUUCAUGAAGCGGUACAAUCUACUAUUGAACCGGGAUUGAAAAUUGCAAUUCUUGAAGAAUCAUGUGUAGAUUUAUGCACACCAACAAAGGAUGGAUUCACACCUUUGCAUUUUGCAGCUAAGACUGACUCUUAUAAAUUCGAAAAGGUCCUCAAACUUACUCUGCAAUCAUCUUUAUGGAAAUCUCAAGGUCUUACUUCUUUCGGCAUCAGGACAGAGAACACGUACUUACAGGGCUCAGAUUCUCGGUGGGAUGUUCCCAACGACACACAAGACAUAAUCAAUUUUGUAUCUAACUCUGGACUAUUUGUCUUACAUAUGUUGAUAUGCAGAGGAUAUACUUCUCCCAGUCAUGGAAUGAUAAUGCUUAGACUACUACUCUCAUCUAGCCGGAACGUAAAUCUGGAACUUAAGGACAACGAAAGAAGAUCAGCAUUAUUAAUACUUUGCAAUUUGGUACUCCAAGAUGUUCAGAGAAGUGAAUAUGCCGAUGGUUUUGUGACUAAUUCCAUGAAAUUAUUAUUACAACAUGGAGCUAUGAUUACUCAACAAGACCGGGAAGGAAAGACAGCACUUCAUUAUCUUUGUAAAAGCCGGGGGUUCACAAAUCUUGAGUAUCGAUCAAUUUCGAUUCUAUUGGCGGCAGAACGCUGGAGAAUUGCUGACACGAGCGAAAACGAUAGCAUAUACAUCCGUAAAUGUAUGAGUGCAGACGAUGGUUAUGGCCGAAACGAUGGCAAAGACAGGGGUGAUUACGGUGCGGAUGAUGACUAUUGGAAUAAUGGCAACGAAGAUAAUGACGAUAAUGAUUUCGUGACAAAAUGGAACACACAAAGGUCCACCUGA
Molecule: messenger RNA, 1443 nt
Organism: Botrytis porri
Lineage: Eukaryota; Fungi; Ascomycota; Leotiomycetes; Helotiales; Sclerotiniaceae
Exons: 2
Coding region: 1-1443 (480 amino acids)
Molecular function (GO): protein binding
Source: RefSeq, a predicted model, not a curated record